This is a messenger RNA of Raphanus sativus (radish), 2052 nucleotides long. RefSeq lists its product as uncharacterized. NCBI's taxonomy places the organism in Eukaryota, Viridiplantae, Streptophyta, Magnoliopsida, Brassicales, Brassicaceae. The transcript has 2 exons. The record is from RefSeq and is a predicted model, not a curated record. Gene Ontology annotation, molecular function: protein binding. Bases 187 to 1917 code for a protein of 576 amino acids.
AUUAGCCUGGGCCCACUACACGAUUUCUCAAUUGGUGCGCCUUGUAAUAACACUAACAUAAUUAUUUGUCCGACGAAUAAAAGAAAUAAUCAGUCACAAAGGUUUCUUCUUAGUGGAAGCCAACGAUUUGCAGCAGCCGAGGAGAGAUCAUUUGGGACAAAAGUGACAAUAACCAAAACCUAUUCAAUGGCAAAACCGGAAAACGAAGAAAACAACCAAACAUGGACCACAUGGGAGGAGCUCCUCCUCGCCUGCGCCGUUCGCCGUCACGGCGUCGACUCGUGGGACUCCGUCGCCGCCGAAAUCAACAAACAAAACUCUUCUUCUCGCACCCUCACCGCCUCCGACUGUCGCCGCAAAUACAACGAUCUCAAGCGACGAUUCUCCCCCGACGAGGGAGAAACCGUCUCCGAGAUCUCUUGGUGGCUCGAGGAGCUGAGAAAGCUCCGCGUCGAUGAGCUCCGACGCGAAGUCGAACGUUACGAUGUAUCCAUUUCGUCUCUGCAGAUGAAGGUGAAGAGAUUGGAGGAUGAGAGAGAGAAGGAGGAGGCGGAGAAGGUGACCGGAUCUUCAGAUCUGGUUAAACCCGCGGAAACCGGGGAAAACCACGACGUUCCGGUUAUCGAACCGAACCGGGAAAUCGAUGAACCAGUUAAAGAAGAGCCGAACCGGAUCGGGGGAGAUGGAACCGAGGAGAAACCGGUUAGGGAGGAUUCGGGUAGAGGAAGCUGCGAGAGCGGGGCGAAGGACUCGGAGAGAGGUGACUCAGUAGUAAGAGAGGGAAACGAGUCGCCCGAGUUCGUUGAGGCGAAAGAAACGAGUGACGUGCAGAGCUCGGCGAGCUUACCGAGAAAGGAGGAGACGGUAGGACACGACCAACCGGAUAACGAGGAUCAAUCUCUGGCCGUUAAUAGGACUGUCGUUGAAUCUGGGCCGUUGAUUGAUUUCAUCGAGAUUCUUCGCUCGCGCCCCAUCGGCUCCCACUUUUGGCGCCGGCUCGAGAGCCAGCUGCAGGAAACACCCGAGUACGAGAGAAUAAUAAGGCAGCACAUAGACUUGGACCAGAUUCGAACUCGUGUGGACGAAGGUUAUUACCAAAGCUCCAAAACCAAGUUCUUUCGAGACUUACUGCUACUAAUCAACAACGCCAAGGUUUUCUACGGCGAGCGUUCUCCCGAGUCUAAUUCCGCAGCGCAGCUUCACGAACUCAUCAAGAAACAGAUGACUACUCUCAAGACCUCUAAUCAAACCUCACCACCAAAAGAUGAAGAACCCUUGGUGACGACAUCCAAGGAGGAACUCACACUGUUGUCUCUGAAGCCAAAAGUGUCCGUGUCUGUUAAAGCUUGUCGGAAACGCAGUUCCUUGGCUGUUAGAUCUUCUACCACUGAACCGUUCAAGAAAAAGACUAAAGUAGUUCCAACAACGGAUGAGAACGAGAAGAAGCAAGUUUCAGAGGCGGAGGAGGAAGAUGAAACCACUGACAAAGAUGAUGAGGAACCUAUAGUUUCCAAGAAGAUGCCUAGAGGAAGAACAACAACCUCAUCAGCUAAAAAAGUAGGAACAAGAAACGUUAAGACCAGUUUGGAUGAUGGUGAUGUCUCUGAGCAGAAGAAAAGUGAUCAAGAGAAGAAGGGUAAGAGCACAAAAGUUGGCUCAAAAAAGCAGAGUGCUGCAAGUUUUCUUAAGAGGAUGAAAGGGGCUGAAACUGUGCCAGAGACUGUGAAGGAUGAUUCCUCUAGUGGAAAGAAAGGAGCUGAACAGAGGAGAAGUAACGCUAAGAAUGAAAAAGUUGUUGCAGGUCAGAAACGAACGCCAGCUGCAAAGAAAAACACUAGCGCAGCCUCUAAAAGAGAAGCUAGUGAAAAGGAGGAAGGUUCUUCUACUCGCCCAAAGAAGCGUACAAGGAGGUUAUGAGUCAUCAUCAUUACACGGCUUAACUAUCUUAUAUAAGUCUCAAGAAUCUACUAACAAGUUUAUAAGGCAGCAAAACAUAUGUUCAGUGACACUAAAAGAUCUGAAACAAGUUUUAUAAGAGAGUGUUCUUGUCUU